Alternaria rosae is the source of this 2207-nucleotide messenger RNA. Its product is annotated as amidophosphoribosyltransferase. NCBI's taxonomy places the organism in Eukaryota, Fungi, Ascomycota, Dothideomycetes, Pleosporales, Pleosporaceae. Gene Ontology annotation, cellular component: cytoplasm. Gene Ontology annotation, molecular function: amidophosphoribosyltransferase activity. The coding region runs from base 137 to 1897 and encodes 586 amino acids. The transcript is spliced from 3 exons. Gene Ontology annotation, biological process: purine nucleobase biosynthetic process; purine nucleotide biosynthetic process. The record is from RefSeq and is a predicted model, not a curated record.
CACAACGACUUCCUGAGAGACUACCCCACUUACAUAUCCCGCGUCUUCCGAAUUGUUACCGCAACUGACGCGUCUUAGUAGCAUAUAAACCCAAGUUUUUACUCCAAGCCUCCCCACACCCCGCCAUCACGUCAAAAUGUGCGGUAUCAUUGCUGUGAUCCACGGCGAUCCCAAGUCGCAAUCGGCUUCGGUCGAGGUGCACGAUGCCCUCUAUCUCCUCCAACAUCGCGGCCAAGAUGCUGCCGGAAUAGUCAGUUGCAGUGCAGGUGGUCGCUUCCACCAGUGCAAAGGCAACGGUAUGGCUUCGCGCGUCUUCCAGGACGGCGCACGCGUUUCUGACCUCCCCGGCUUCAUGGGCCUUGGCCACUUGCGAUACCCUACCGCCGGCAGCAGUGCGAACGCUGAGGCUCAGCCCUUCUAUGUCAACAGCCCCUACGGUAUCUGCAUGACCCACAAUGGCAACCUCAUCAACGCUCCGGCGCUGCGCCAGCGACUCGAUCACGAGGCGCACAGGCACAUCAACACCGAGAGUGAUAGUGAGCUCAUGCUCAACAUCUUCGCCGACGAGCUCAACGAGACCGGCAAGGCGCGUAUUAACGCUGACGAUUGCUUUGCGGCGCUGGAGAGGAUGUACAAGCUCUGCACUGGUGGAUGGGCCUGCACGGCCAUGCUUGCGGGAUUCGGCCUCAUCGGUUUCCGCGACCCGUACGGUAUUCGACCCAUGGUGCUCGGCUCUCGCAAGUCGCAGGACGGCAAGAGCAUGGACUACAUGAUGGCCUCAGAGAGCGUUGCGCUGGUCCAGUGCGGCUACAAGGACUUCUUCGAUAUCCUCCCCGGUCAAGCUGUUAUCAUCGAGAAGGGCAAGGAGCCCGUCUUCAGGCAGGUCGCCAAGCAAGAAGCGUAUACCCCGGAUAUCUUCGAAUACGUCUACUUCGCCCGACCUGACUCUGUCAUCGACGGCAUCGACGUGGAUGAGAGCCGACGCAACAUGGGCUUCACUCUCGCCGAGACCAUCAAGAAGCAGCUUGGUCCCAAGACCAUGGCUGAGAUCGAUGUGGUUAUGCCAAUUCCCGAGACUUCGAUCACUUCUGCGUUAUGCGUUGCUGAGGCUCUCGAAAAGCCAUACGUACAAGGUUUCGUCAAGAACCGCUACAUCUUCCGCACAUUCAUCAUGCCGUCGCAACAACUACGACAGAAGGGCGUCCGGGCAAAGCUGAAUCCUAUGAAGAAGAAGUUUGAAGGCAAGAAUGUGCUGCUGGUUGAUGACUCCAUCGUUCGGGGUACUACGUCGCGUGAGAUCGUCUUGAUGGCGCGGGAAGCGGGUGCCAAGAAGGUCUACUUUACCUCGUGUGCACCACCAAUCACCAAUGCCCACAUCUACGGUAUCGAUCUGGCCUCUUCCUCGGAACUGAUCGCUCACCACCGCGACUCAGCAGCCAUUGCUAAGCACAUUGGCGCGGACGAUGUCGUAUACCAGAAUCUCGAGGAUCUACAGAGCGCUUGCGCACGUCUCUCCCCCCGGGAUCCCGCAACGCAAAAGUUCGAAGUGGGUGUCUUCUGCGGCAAAUAUGUCACCCCGGUCGAUGCUGGCUAUUUCGAGCAUCUCGAGAGAAUCCGCGGAGAGAGCCGCAAACAAAAGGUCAUGGAGAAGGCACGAGAGGCUGUCGUACAUGGUACGGCCAAUCCUCAGCAGGUGCGCAUGGCUGCCAAAGGCGUUGAGGUUGACCAACAUGGCAACGUCAUCCCAUCGGAUGGCAAUGGGCAACCCGAUUGGCACCCAACCAACGGUGUCAGCCAGACGUCUACAAAUGAUGCCCUCGCUAACGGUAACGGGGAAGAGCGACGCGUUACCAGCAGCCAGGACAUCAGCUUACACAACAUGCACGAUUACAACUGAGCAGCUACUCAAUAGUUGUCAAGCGCUGUUUUGCUACUGCAACACGGAUGACCUUUUUUCUAUUUAGACGACGAUGAUACACACGUACCAGGAAAAGUUACGAAAGAGAUUAUAGGGAUACAGCGCGGGACUGCCAAGGCGUAGGAGGGGGUUUGUGCUCUUCAAAGACUUUCCGAAUGUAGAUCUGAGUUCUUGGAGGCCUCAAGACUAGGGUCACGCUGAGAUUGAGCACGCACCUUUGCUUAUGCUCUCUCGCUUCAGGAUACCAAUCCAACAGUCGUUUGCAUAAGCCUUUUGGCCAGGCCUGUCA